This is a messenger RNA of Verticillium nonalfalfae, 537 nucleotides long. RefSeq lists its product as uncharacterized. NCBI's taxonomy places the organism in Eukaryota, Fungi, Ascomycota, Sordariomycetes, Glomerellales, Plectosphaerellaceae. The transcript has 3 exons. The coding region runs from base 1 to 537 and encodes 178 amino acids. The record is from RefSeq and is a predicted model, not a curated record.
AUGGUCACCCUCACCUUCCCUGUGCUGGCCGCCGUGGCUUUGGCUCCUUUGGUUGCCGCCUCCCCGGCCGCCGAGGCUCAUAUUUCUGCGCAGCCAGCCCCUUUUUUCUCGAUUGAGAAAUGGGUCUCUGACUACGCCGAGAACCCCGAAGGAGACCAUUUGUCUUUGCAGGAGGCCCUUGAUGCAUUCUUAGCGGGGUUGAACACCGCCGGCUCGGAGAACCAUGCUUCUUGUAACCAGCUGGAAAGGCAAGAAUCCCGCGUCACGGAUGCUGUCCACUGCAUUGACCAGCUUCGCGAGAACCCGGACACUGAGGUCACAAUGACAACGUCCCGGCAACUCUAUUGCGCUCACGGCACUGCGCAGAUAUGGGGAGGCGCUGGCCAGAACGCUAGAGGGAAGACCACCUUUCGCGAAAUCGCCGAGACUGCUAGUCGCAUCAUGGACAGCUGCACCAGGGCUGACGGUUGGGUGCAAGGAACAGAUGACACCACCAACGGUAUUGAUAUCCAUAUCUCAUCGGAACUCAACGCGUAG